CAUGUACUAUCGGGGGCGGGGCUGCCAAGGGAGGAGGAAGAUGGCGGCGGGGGCGAGGUGAGGUGUUGGCAGUGGAAAGGGGCUCGGGCGCGGGGGGCGGGGGGACGCGGAGCUAUGGCCCGCGCCGGCCGCAGGGGCGGAUAAAAAGCCGUCGCGCCGCGGGUGAGGGCGGGAGGGAGGUGAAGGCGCCCGAGCGCCACAAGAGUAUGACGGGGCUGUACGAGCUGGUGUGGCGGGUGCUGCACGCGCUGCUCUGCCUGCACCGCACGCUCACCUCCUGGCUCCGCGUUCGGUUCGGCACCUGGAACUGGAUCUGGCGGCGCUGCUGCCGCGCCGCCUCUGCCGCGGUCCUAGCGCCACUCGGCUUCACGCUCCGCAAGCCCCCGGCUGUCGGCAGAAACCGCCGUCACCACCGGCACCCGCACGGGGGGCCGGGCCCGGCCGCCGCCCACCGCCGGCUCCGCUGGCGCGCGGACGGCCGUUCCCUGGAAAAGCUGCCUGUGCAUAUGGGCCUGGUGAUCACCGAGGAGGAGCAGGAGCCCAGCUUCUCGGACAUCGCGAGCCUAGUGGUGUGGUGUAUGGCCGUGGGCAUCUCCUACAUUAGCGUCUACGACCAUCAAGGUAUUUUCAAAAGAAAUAAUUCCAGAUUAAUGGAUGAAAUUUUAAAACAACAGCAGGAACUUCUGGGCCUAGAUUGUUCGAAAUACUCACCUGAGUUUGCAAAUAGUAAUGACAAAGAUGAUCAAGUUUUAAGUUGCCAUUCAGCAGUCAAGGUGCUGUCCCCAGAAGAUGGAAAAGCAGAUAUUGUGAGAGCUGCUCAGGACUUUUGCCAGUUAGUCGCCCAGCAGCAAAAGAGACACACAGAUUUGGAUGUAGCUAUGUUAGACAGUUUACUUAGUUCAAAUGGUUUCCCUGAUCCUGAUUUAGUAUUGAAGUUUGGUCCUGUGGACAGCACAUUAGGCUUUCUUCCCUGGCACAUCAGAUUGACUGAGAUUAUCUCUUUGCCUUCCCACCUAAACAUCAGUUAUGAGGACUUUUUCUCUGCCCUUCGUCGGUAUGCAGCCUGUGAGCAACGUGUGGGAAAGUAGUGAUCCUUGGUCGUGUAAUUCAAUUUAGGCUUUUCGAGAAAAGGACCCAAGUGACUCUGAUGUUUACAAAGCACCUAUGAAGCCCUGUAUACACCUAGUUCAUAAUCCUCAUAAUUUAUCGACAAACACAAAAAAGUGUCUUACUUGAGAGUGAGUGUGUGUGUGCUUGUGUGUGUGCAUGUGUGUGUGUAUGGAAAUAAACAUAUUAAUGGGGAAGUAUUGGAGAAGGAAAUAUAAAGACCUACAACCUUGAGCAAAUAGCAUUAUUUUAGGAGCUGACAUUUCAGAUUUAAAGUCUUCAGUCCCAACUACUCUGUUCUGGUUGUUGGAGGAGGGGAAUGAUUUUUGUUCAGUCCUUCCUAGUAACCAAAUUUUAAUUUUUAAGAACAAUAUAUUGACUUAUUAAAUGGAAGCAUUCUGAGUUUGAGGGAGCUCCAGAGGAAUGGAGUUCUGUGUUGGUCAUAUGUUAAGAGCUUGAUCACUUUCGGAGCAGAGGGAAUACCUGUCUUCAGAUAUCCGUCCAUUUUCAUCUCUUCAUUAUAGUCAAAUAAUUGACUUGAGAGUAUUGCUCUGGUGUCAGUGUUCUGGGUUGUGAAGAUCAUUUGAAAAAGAAUUCUUACUACAUUGAAAUGCAGAAUUUUAGAAAUUUAAAUAUUGGAUAGUCAAAAAAAAAAUGAAUAAGUUGUAAGGUUAAAAGUAAAGCUGGAAAAUUUCUUAUGAAAGGAAAGAAUGUUUUGAUUUCCUUUUUUGUUUGGUGGGCAGUAUGCUAUAUCAUACCCAAAGUUGGUUUAAAAAAUAUUUCCAUUAGCUAUUUUUAUUUAAAAUAAAUAUUUGAGGGAAGUUACCAAGGCAGCUCUUUUCCUCAAAAGUUACCUGUUCCUCUUUGGAAUAGCACUUUUAGGGCCAUGUUAAUACCUGGGAUUUUUACUCAGUAAAUCCUGAUGGUUACUUUGCAUAAAAGAUCUUUAAGUAGGAUUGAGGCCUGUGUAGGGAAUAAAAUACUACCAAAGUAUAUAAAAAUAAUUUAAAUUAAUUCUAUACGUUCUCUUUUAUGACAGAGAACAGCACAGCACUGGUUCUGUUAUUUUUAAAAUGAAUAAAUGAUUUCUUGAUAUGUGUUUCAUAUUUCUUCCCUCACUGCUGAUUCUUGGGUAGAAAACCAUUCUUUAUAUUUUGAUAGACUGUUUUCAGAAAACUCUCUUAUGAGCAUGUGUACAAUAGUUAUCUAAAAUUGUACAUUUAGAUGGAGUAGUUCAAAUAUUAGAUUUCAGAAGUAUGAAAAAGCAAAGAAGACUGGAUUUGGAAUUGCUUGUCAAAUUCUGAACCUAUGAAGAGUAAAUGUUUCAACUUUGGAUUACAAAACCCCAUUUAUGAUUUUAAAAUACAAUUGAAAUAAAAAUGAUUAAAUUUAAAUUCUAGUCAUGUUACUUUGUAUUUCAUAGUCCUUUGUAUGUUUUAAGACUUGAGUUUUUUUAUCUUAAUUUAUUGCUGAAAGUUUGUGUGAAGCUUAUCUAAACUUUAUCAGAGAAUUUCUGAUUUCUGUUCUCCUUUCCUGUGAUUUAUGUUAUAUGGAGGCUUUUAUGGCAUAGGUUAAAACUGAAUUUAUGCCUUUUAUAAACAUGAUAGGUAUAAAUGUCUUUAUAAACAUUCUGGAGUAUGUAUAGUUUAAAUGAAUUUAAUUUAAUGGGCCCAGUUGAAGUGAAGGGAUUUAAUAUUUGUUAAAAUGAAGGUAGUCAAAUUAAAUACCCAUUAGUAUAUAGCCCAAGUCACUGGAGGUUUAAUAUUUGAAUUUUGUACUUUUAUUUUCUCCUUCCAUUUCAUAAGUGUGUACAUUAAAGUAUAUCUGUAGCCUGUGACCUGAAUCUAUUGUAAAGUCCUAAGAAGAGACUCUUACAACAAGUUGCUAAGGGUUCUGAAUUCAGAUAUAGACAUUCCAGAACUUUCUGUAUGUGAGCUCAACUGCUAGUACAGUCUUCACAACUUGAAUGGCAUUGGUUGUUCUAUAAUUCCUGCCAAAAUUAUCACAAUUUAUGCAUUACAAGGGCUCCCUUUGAUCUCCCAAGAAGAACUGAUAAUUUUAAAGAAAAAAGUAUGUGUCUUUAUACAUACACCGAAGGAUAUUGUCUUUAAAUUGUUUCUUCCUGACACUUCUCAAAAUGGAAAAAUUACCAAAUUAAACCUACUUUCUGGCUGGCAGUUUGGAACAGAGAAAGAAAUUGGAGGAUUUGAAUUCCAUUCCUGGUUCUCUUUUUUUUAUUUUUUUAAACCAAUUGAUUACUGUUAUAAAGUUUAAAAGUUGGUUUUAAUGUGAAUAGCAGAUUCUGGUAUAUUGUGAUUAAGGCUUAAGAAUGUCUGUUUUUAAGAGGACGGUGUUACAAUAUUAAUGAACAGUGCCAAAUACACUGUGCAUAUCUACAAUUUAAUCUUUGAAUGUAUGUUACUUGAUUAGCUAGCUCUCUCCUCCUUCAGUGUGGUGGUACCAUGCAUAGAGUCAAUCAGAUCCUUGUGAUGUUUUGUAUGGACUUUGGCAACAUGUAAAUAAUGUGUAAAGCAAGUUUUUAUGAUUAAGGAAUCAAAUUUGUUGAAUUUUAUUAUUGAAAGUUGAACUUUAACAUGUAUGAACAAAAACCAAUAAAAGAAUAUACUCUUUUCAUGGACUAU
Messenger RNA from Microcebus murinus (gray mouse lemur), 3749 nucleotides. It is a transcript of the gene NUS1, whose product is annotated as NUS1 dehydrodolichyl diphosphate synthase subunit. The record is from RefSeq and is a predicted model, not a curated record. Gene Ontology annotation, molecular function: ditrans,polycis-polyprenyl diphosphate synthase [(2E,6E)-farnesyl diphosphate specific] activity. Gene Ontology annotation, cellular component: endoplasmic reticulum membrane; dehydrodolichyl diphosphate synthase complex. Lineage: Eukaryota; Metazoa; Chordata; Mammalia; Primates; Cheirogaleidae.